Chenopodium quinoa (quinoa) is the source of this 936-nucleotide messenger RNA. RefSeq lists its product as uncharacterized. The transcript has a single exon. The record is from RefSeq and is a predicted model, not a curated record. Lineage: Eukaryota; Viridiplantae; Streptophyta; Magnoliopsida; Caryophyllales; Amaranthaceae. The coding region runs from base 1 to 936 and encodes 311 amino acids.
AUGCGAAGACCCCUUUUCCUUUGCAUUGUCAACACAUUAAGUGCAACUAACCGUUACUUCCAACAACACCCAGAUGCUACCACGCGUCUUGGUGCUUCACCCCUUCAGAAAUGCACAACAAUCAUACGUAUGUUAGCUUAUGGUUGUUCUGCUGAUCAAGUAGAUGAGUAUCUGAAGCUCGGUGAAAGCACUGCUAGAGAAUGUCUUACACAGUUUGUCGACGGAGCUCAAUUUGCAAAUGAGUACCUUCGCAAGCCAACAUUGGAAGAUAUCCAACGCCUCCUUAGAGAAGGAGAGGAUAGAGGUUUCCCUGGCAUGUUGGGCAGCAUUGAUUGCAUGCAUUGGGUCUGGAAAAAUUGUCCAGCUGGAUGGAAAGGAAUAUAUCAAGGAAGAUCUAAAACGGUGACCGUUAUUUUAGAAGAUAUUGCGUCCAGAGAUUUAUGGAUUUGGCACGCCUUCUUUGGGACGUCUGUUGAAUCCUGCAACGACAUUAAUGUACUUCAACGUUCUCCGGUGUUUGAUGAUAUAAUAUAUAAUCGUGCUCCACAAGUUCUGUUCACUAUUAAUAGAAAUAAUUACAACAAAGGAUAUUAUCUCACAGAUGGGAUUUAUCCAAAAUGGUCUGCAUUCAUAGACGCUAUUGCAGUCCCACAAACCUUAAAGGAUAAAUUGUUCACUACACGUCAAGAGAGUGCUAGAAAGGAUGUUGAGCGUGCAUUUGGUGUGUUACAAGCUCGGUUUGCAAUAAUUAGGAAGCCUUCUUUGGCAGGGAGUGUAGAGUUGAUGUGGAAAAUCAUGAUGACUUGCAUCAUCAUCCACAACAUGAUAGUUGGAGACCAGCGUGAUACAUAUUUAAAUUAUAAAGAUCCAAUUGAAUUCUCCCAAGAACAGCCUAAAAAUAUGUCAAGGUCGUCCUCAACUGAACAUUUAACGUAA